AUUAAUAUACUACUAGUAAGUUACUAUCGGGAAACAGGAUAAGUCAAUGCUAAUAAAAAUAUAAUGUAAUGGAGAAUUUCAUAUACGUCUUAGGCCUAGGACCACCUAACAAGAAAAAGUCAGAAGUUUUUUAUUUGAUUUAAUUUUAUUGGUUUAAUACAUAUAAUUUCUAACUAAUUAACGAUUUAGUAGAGGUAGCGGUUUGUUCUUGAAUAUUUGAGCUGAUGUCAAUAUGCAAUUUGUCUUGUAAAUUUUGCAGCUGCGUGGCAAAUGAUUACGUAAGUGCAGUUAAGAAUCUGGCUUGCGACAUUCUUGAAUUGGUGGCGGAAGGUUUAAGGAUACAAGACAAGUCUAUUUUUAGCAAUCUCAUAAGUGAUUCCCAGAAUGACUCUUGCUUCAGGAUCAAUCACUAUCCACCACUCAAUGCACCUAAUCAUCAACAAGAAUUCAAUCAUAAUUGGGACCCAUCCCCAGUAGAAGAAGAACGACUCCACAUCUCUCCUCUCCCUAUCGUUGGAUCAAAAUCAAGAAUUGGAUUUGGAGAGCAUACUGACCCUCAGAUACUGACCAUCCUUCGAUCAAAUGACGUUAAUGGUCUUCAAAUAUGUUCCCAUGACGGUUUCUGGAUCCCCGUUCCUCCUGACCCCAAUGAGUUCUUUGUUUUCGUCGGCGACUCCUUUCAGGCUUUGACGAAUGGAAGAUUUACAAGCGUGAGGCAUAGGGUAGUGGCGAUGAAUUCAUGGAAGACGAGAAUGUCAAUGAUGUAUUUUGCGGCUCCUGCACUUGACGCUUGGAUAAGUGCUCCUCCUCAAAUCAAGAACAAGAAUAUUAUUUCUAUAAAUAUUAGUAAUAUCUACAGACCUUUCACGUGGGGCCAGUUCAAACAUAUUGUAUAUUCCUUGCGUCUCGCUGAUAGUCGUCUUGACCAUUUCAAGAAUCACACCCAAUGACAAUCCUCCUCGCGUGCUCUAGUUUUUUUAAUGUGUCCGACUAUUUGGAUUUGCAUCAGGAUUCUUAGGGCGACUUCGUACUCAAGAACUUUGAUUAAAGAUGAUAAAGUAUUUAUCAUUCUACCACAAUUCUUGUUGGUUUCGGUACUAGCUCUAGAUAUAUUUCCCAAUAGAAUGCUAACUGGCUUGUCAUGUUUUUUUUUUUUUUUUUUUUUUUUUUUUUUGCUUAUUAACUUUAAAUAUUUGCUCUCCAGGAGUACCCAGCUCUUGCGUAUUCCAAUGUGAGGAAAAAUCUUUUAGAUAGGAGGUAUUUGUGUAAUUACAUGUUAUUUUUUAGAGGAUGUAUUAAUUAGUGUAAAAAAUAUUUUACACUUUGUCAGUGUAAAGAAGUUAUGUUAUUUUCUUAUCAUAACCUCAUUCUAUCGGUGGGGUUCAUUAUUCUUACCGAUAAUUGAUGGCAAUUCUUUUUGGUAUAUCUUCAGCCAGCUAAUAAAAAGCGACCAGCUAAUCCUAUAUGUA
Messenger RNA from Nicotiana attenuata, 1469 nucleotides. Its product is annotated as gibberellin 2-beta-dioxygenase 2-like. The coding region runs from base 225 to 950 and encodes 241 amino acids. The record is from RefSeq and is a predicted model, not a curated record. The transcript has 2 exons. NCBI's taxonomy places the organism in Eukaryota, Viridiplantae, Streptophyta, Magnoliopsida, Solanales, Solanaceae. Gene Ontology annotation, biological process: response to light stimulus; gibberellin catabolic process.